GAUGAUAUAAGCACAACUUCAAGAAUUUGAAACGCGGUCGUGCGGCUCGUGCCACAUCACAGUUGCCCACAGUUAACCAAGGUCCAAUACUUGCCAAGCCUAAGACGUUAAUCUUGGGCCUUGUAAAGCGAAGUAACAUUGUCAUGAGACUCGGACACCCUCCGAGCGGACAUACUAACCUCUGAGAAAAACAGUCCUAUAGAAUUAUAUAGCCUCAUUACUCGUUGUCCACCUGAGAGUGGCCAGCAUCUCUUUUAAAUCAAAACUCCCACCAGCUUGCGAGCUGCCGCUGCAGACAAUGUACAGUGUCCUGCUGUUCCCAAUCUCUGCACUCUAUGGGAUACUGGCACUCAUACUUCAGGCCCUUUUGGCCUUCCUGAUACCUUCGAUCGAUCCCAACGACGGUAUUCACCUCGCCGUCAGCCCUAAAUGCGGCCCCCUCUCCGGCACAGCAUCAGACUUCAACGCUGGCCUAAAUCUAGCUGAAUUCAAAACCAUUGUUUCAUUCGGCGACUCAUUCACAGAUGGCGGGAGGCACGACGGUGGUCCUCUUGAACCUGCUGUGCUGAUCCCGCCAAAUGCACUAGCAGGUGGCCGAUCGACCAACGGACCUGUUUGGGUUGAGGGUAUUGCUAGUGAUAUCGGUGCCACGGUCAUGGAUUAUGCUUGGUCAAGCGCUGUGACGAAUAUCAGCUUGUGGCCUAGUAACCCAUAUCCCCGGGAUUUCAUCAUGCAGACAACGACGUUUAUAAACCAGAAUGAUAAUUUGGAUCCGGAGACCACGCUGUACACCGUAUUCUUCGGUAUCAACGACUGGGAAGACUCCUUUGCGGACGGAAACCACUUACCAGCAGCAGCCCAAACCAUCCUCUCCCAAAUGACCCUCCUCGCCUCCCCACCCACCAACGCCCGCAACUUCCUAGUAACAGACCUAUACGGUCGCGGUUCACAUAACGCAUGGGGCGAAGCAUGGGUUCAAUCUAUAUUUAACGGUCUCCUCGCAUUCCGUCAGGACCCAGCUUUAGGAUUGAACGUCGCUUUUGCAAAUUUUGCAACUAUCUGGGAUGGCGUCCUUGGUUCUGAUCCUGGGUAUGAGGCGUUUGGGUAUACGAACACUGGUGCCUGCCUCAUCGAUGGUCGUACUUGUGAGGACCCGGAACAUUAUUUUUAUUGGUUUUAUGGGCAUCCCUCUAAACAGACUCAUAGGAUUAUGGCAGAUUAUGUAGAGGAGGUGCUGAUGCAGUGUCGUGUAUGAUGAGGUCGGGUACAUGAUCUCCAUAAACUUAGCCACGCCCAUGCAUCCAAAGA
Messenger RNA from Suillus paluster, 1308 nucleotides. RefSeq names its product carbohydrate esterase family 16 protein. Bases 299 to 1255 code for a protein of 318 amino acids. Gene Ontology annotation, molecular function: hydrolase activity, acting on ester bonds. NCBI's taxonomy places the organism in Eukaryota, Fungi, Basidiomycota, Agaricomycetes, Boletales, Suillaceae. The transcript has 11 exons. The record is from RefSeq and is a predicted model, not a curated record.